AUGUCCCAAACCACCGGCGCCAGAGAAGAGCUGUCGCGCGAACGGCCGGACGAGGAACUGGUGCCGCCGCAAGAAGCACCGCCGCCCGAGAAGGAGACCGCGAGCGCUCCCAACACGGCCAAAGGCCGUGAGAUUCGCGGCCUGCGCUGGCUCGUCAUCUGCGCCUCCAUCUACAUCACCUGCUUCCUCUACGGCCUCGACACCACCAUCGCGGCCGACGUCCAGGGCCCCAUCAUCGCCGCCUUUGGCCAUGUCGACCAGUUCUCGUGGAUCGGCGCCGGCUUCCCGCUCGGCUCCGUGUGCGUCAUCCUGCUUCUUGGCACGCUCUACAACACGUUCGACAUGAAAUGGGUCUACGUCGCCGCGGUGCUGCUCUUCGAAGUCGGCUCGGCGCUCUGCGGCGCGGCCCCGGACAUGAAUGCCCUCAUCGUCGGCAGGGUCAUUGCCGGGGCGGGCGGUAGCGGCAUCUACCUGGGGUCCCUGCAGUACUUUGCCGUCGUCACCGAGGACAAGGAGCGCGGGCUCUACAUGUCGCUCAUUGCCGUCUUUUGGGGCGUUGGCUGUGUGCUCGGCCCGCUGAUCGGAGGUGCCUUUGCUACAUCGGCGGCAACAUGGCGCUGGGCCUUUUACAUCAACCUCGUCAUCGGCGCCGUCUCCGCCCCGGCCUUCUUGCUCUAUCUACCGUCCAUCUGCCUGAUGCAAGGCGUCAGUCUGCGUCGUCGUCUCGCCUCCAUAGACUUUCUUGGCUUUAUCCUCGGGUCUGGCGUCUGGGUCAGCUUCCUGCUCGUCUUCACCAUGGCCGGCGCCCAGUGGCCGUGGAAGGACGGCCGCACUAUUGCCACGUUUGUGGUAUUUGGCAUAGUUUUAAUUGCCUACGUACUACAGCAGUACUUUGCCAUCCUUACUACACCCAGUCAGCGUGCGUUCCCGGGUCAUCUGCUUCGAGACCGUACCCAAGUACUGCUCUAUGUAGUAACAGCUGCCGGCACCACUACGCUAUUUGUUCUCGUUUACUACCUGCCGAUUUACUUCCAGUUUGUCAACGACGACGGGCCCUUGAUGGCCGCCGUACGCCUCCUGCCUUUUGUGGUUAUCGCUGUGGCUGUCAACCUGGCGUCGGGAUCACUGCUACAUAUGAUCAAGCGCUACAAUGCCAUCUUCUUCAUCGCCAGCGUGUUCUUGCUGGCGGGUGGCGGUCCUCUUGUUACCUACCUGAAGCCCAGCACUACCACCGGCACCAUCUACGGGCUGUCAAUCCUCGUCGCCGUCGGCAGUGGUUUGUCUAUGGUGACGGGCUACACGGUGUCAACCCUCACUACUAAGCCGGAGGAUACCGGUGCUGGACUUAAAAUGCAGAACGUGGCCCAAAUCGGCGGGCAGGUUAUCGCUCUCGCCGUCGCUGGACAAAUUUACCGAUCACGCGCCUUGGCCAAUCUUCAGUCGACGCUGGCUGGCCAUAGCUACUCGGAGGCCGAUAUCGCGGGCCUUGUAGCUGGCACACAGAGCAAGCUAUUCGAGACGCUACCGACCGAGCUACGGCUUAGGGCUGUCGAUGCUAUCGCUCAGGCCAUGCAGAUGACUUUUGUUCUGGUUCCUACUGCUGGUGCGAUUAUGCUGAUUACGUCGCUAUGUAUGAAGCGGGAGAAGUUGUUUGGCGGCGGCAUGGUUGCUGUCGGUGGUUAA
Messenger RNA from Cordyceps militaris CM01, 1683 nucleotides. Its product is annotated as Major facilitator superfamily transporter. NCBI's taxonomy places the organism in Eukaryota, Fungi, Ascomycota, Sordariomycetes, Hypocreales, Cordycipitaceae. The record is from RefSeq and is a predicted model, not a curated record. Gene Ontology annotation, molecular function: transmembrane transporter activity. The coding region runs from base 1 to 1683 and encodes 560 amino acids. Gene Ontology annotation, biological process: transmembrane transport. The transcript has a single exon.